GGUAAAAUAAGCGGGGAAUGAUAGAGCGAGCCACGAGGCAAAACAGCCGAAAGAGCGAAUGGGCAGCCUACUCAAGUGCUACAGCCCUCUGAUCUCUAUCCGCUUUUCUCCGCCACCACACUUGCUGCUGCGUUCAGUUCAAAUUACAACUCACACUUCUCGCACGUUCGCCUCCGUCAGGAAAAGGUCCUUCUUUCGCCUUUUUAGCUCUCUUAGCUCAUCCCGGCCGUUAAUCAACCACACAGUUAACGGUGCUGAUGGAGCGGCGAGUCAAUCACCAUCAUCACCGGAGCUCUGGCUGCACAAUACUAUGAGUAGAAAGAAGGAGCUGUUUAAGCCCAAGGUGGAUGGUAAAGUUGGAAUGUACGUUUGUGGUGUAACCGCGUACGAUCUUAGCCAUGUUGGUCAUGCUCGAGUUUAUGUCACUUUCGAUGUUCUCUACAGAUAUCUUAGGCAUUUGGGGUACGAAGUGUGCUAUGUUCGAAACUUCACUGAUGUUGAUGAUAAGAUUAUUGCUCGAGCAAAUGAAUUAGGAGAGGAUCCAAUCAAUUUGAGCAGGCGUUACUGUGACGAAUUUCAUCAUGAUAUGGUGCAUCUUCAUUGCCUGUCCCCUUCUGUUGAACCUUGUGUGUCAGAUCACAUUCCCCAAAUAAUCGACAUGAUCAAGCAGAUUCUUGAUAAUGGGUGUGCCUACACAAUUGAUGGAGAUGUGUACUUUUCAGUAGAUAAAUUCCCUGAAUAUGGAAAAUUAUCUGGUAGAAAAUUAGAAGAUAAUCGAGCAGGCGAGCGAGUGACUCUGGACUCCAGAAAGAAUAAUCCUGCUGAUUUUGCAUUAUGGAAGUCUGCAAAGGAAGGUGAGCCGUUUUGGGAGAGUCCUUGGGGGCCUGGAAGACCUGGAUGGCAUAUUGAAUGCAGUGCCAUGAGUGCUGCUUAUCUUGGUUACUCUUUUGACAUCCAUGGUGGUGGAAUGGAUCUUGUAUUUCCCCACCAUGAAAAUGAGAUUGCUCAAAGUUGUGCUGCAUGCAGAGAUAGUAACAUAAGCUACUGGAUACAUAAUGGCUUUGUUACCAUCGACUCGGAAAAAAUGUCCAAAUCACUAGGAAACUUUUUUACAAUUAGGCAGGUUAUAGAUCUUUACCAUCCAUUGGCUUUGAGACUUUUCUUGUUGGGGACCCAUUAUCGAUCUCCAAUCAACUACUCUGAUGUACAGCUUGAGAGUGCUUCUGAACGUAUUUUUUACAUAUAUCAGACAUUGCUUGAUUGUGAAACUGUUAUCAGCCAGCAUGACAUGCCAGUUGAUAAGGAUUCUGUACUGCCUGAAAUUUUAGAUGGCAUCAACAGGUUCCAUGAUGUGUUUGUCACAUCAAUGUCUGAUGAUCUUCACACUCCUGUUUUGUUGGCUGCAUUGUCAGAUCCAUUAAAGAUAAUCAAUGAUAUGAUACACACCCGAAAGGGGAAGAAACAGAGAAAGCGAAUAGAAUCACUCGCUGCUCUGGAAAAGAUAGUCAGGAAUGCUCUAUCUGUCUUGGGGUUGAUGCCCACAACUUAUUCUGAGGUUCUGCAGCAACUGAGGGAAAAGGCACUGAGGCGUGCGAAGUUAACGGAAGUGGAAGUAUUGCAAAAAAUUGAAGAAAGAACUGUAGCAAGAAAGAACAAAGACUAUGAAAAAUCAGAUGUGAUAAGGAAGGAUUUAGCUAUUCUGGGAAUUGCUCUUAUGGAUGGUCCAGAUGGCACAAGUUGGAGACCAGUCAUUCCUCUUGCACUGCAAGAGCAGCAAGUUGCUGCAACUUGAAAGAUGUCUAGACUCAAUGCUCGUGUUUAUGGUUGUGACAUGUCUUUUAAGAUUAAAGCAUAUUUCUGUCCCAAUUGUACCUUGGAAAUUAGGGUUGGAAUUAGAAAUGAUGCCUUAUAGGAUUAUUUAUUUGGGGGGGGGG
Messenger RNA from Jatropha curcas, 1934 nucleotides. RefSeq names its product Cysteinyl-tRNA synthetase, class Ia family protein. Gene Ontology annotation, biological process: cysteinyl-tRNA aminoacylation. Gene Ontology annotation, cellular component: cytoplasm. Gene Ontology annotation, molecular function: ATP binding; cysteine-tRNA ligase activity. Lineage: Eukaryota; Viridiplantae; Streptophyta; Magnoliopsida; Malpighiales; Euphorbiaceae. The record is from RefSeq and is a predicted model, not a curated record.